CCCUUGUUGCUGCUGCUUAGCAAAUGAAACUGCUUCACAGUCUGCAAAGGAGAAGAUCUGUGGACAGCCUUUAAAAAUGACAGUGAAGAAACUUUUCUCGUGCCUCUGCCCGUCGCUAAUCCCCAGCAGGGAAACUACUCUUUUCUACCUGCUCGGUAUGCUCAUUGCUCUGUACAUGCUGGCUGGUGCGGCCAUAUUUUCAUUCUUGGAGAGACCAGCAGAGCUGAAAGCCCACCAGGUCUGGGAUAGGAGGCUGAGGAAAUUUAGUCAUGAAUACAACAUUAGCUGUGAAGACCUGAAAUCUCUGUUACGUCAGUAUGAGGAGGCCAGGACUGCAGGCAUUCGGACAGAACGUGGAAGAGCCUUGUGGGACAUCCCAGGAGCUUUCUAUUUUGUGGGAACUGUAGUUUCUACCAUCGGAUUUGGGGUGACGGCGCCAUCUACCACGACUGGGAAGGUCCUGCUUGUUUUCUACGGUUUGCUGGGCUGUUCGGCCACAAUACUCUUCUUCAAUCUGUUCCUGGAGAGAGCCAUAACUUUACUCAGCCUCCUGAUAUUCUGGGGCCACACAAAGAGAUUCAGACAAAGUGAACCGGAGGCCAGAGCUGAUGAAGGCAACGGAGGUGAAAGAUGGAAGCCAUCUGUUUACCAAGUCACGCUCAUGCUUUUUAUUACUGUGCUCCUGGUUGCAUGUGGCGCUGCCUCCCUCUAUUCUGCAAUGGAGGGAUGGACUUACUUCGAGUCCCUCUAUUUUUGCUUUGUAGCGUUCAGCACAGUGGGCUUUGGGGACUUUGUAAGUGGUCAGAGAAAGCACCAUGAGGACAUACAGGUGUACCAGGUUGCCAACUGUCUCCUGAUGCUCUUGGGUGUGUGCUGCACUUACUCUCUUUUUAACGCCAUGUCUGUGAUCAUCAAACGGGGACUGGAUUGGAUCCUGAGAGCACUGGACUCAAUGUAUAACAAUUUACGGGACUGCAGGCUGCAAUUCAGGUUGCAAUUCGGGCCAUCUGAGACAACAAUAAGUUGUGAUGAUGACACUACGCGUGGACAGCAACUACAAAUAACUCCUAGUCCAACUCACAGCAUCAUGUGGAACUCCUCUGUUCCCAGUGCUAUCGGCAAAUGCCUUUGUGGUGAAGCUAAAGUUGAAACUGUAUGUCACAGAAACCACUAGAAAGUAGGUUCUGCAGAAACUGUUCCCCUGAAAGGAAUGUAAAACGGUAUAUUUUUAGAUUAAAGUAAUGGCAAAAAGGUCAACGUAUUUUCAUGGCAGGCAAA
Molecule: messenger RNA, 1278 nt
Organism: Mugil cephalus (flathead mullet)
Lineage: Eukaryota; Metazoa; Chordata; Actinopteri; Mugiliformes; Mugilidae
Gene: kcnk20
Product: potassium channel subfamily K member 13
Exons: 2
Coding region: 77-1174 (365 amino acids)
Biological process (GO): potassium ion transmembrane transport; stabilization of membrane potential
Cellular component (GO): membrane
Molecular function (GO): potassium ion leak channel activity
Source: RefSeq, a predicted model, not a curated record